AUGACAGCCACAACUCGUGGCUCUCCAAUAGGAGGGAAUGACAUCCAAGGCCAGGCUCCUGAUGGGCAGUCUCAGCCCUCCUUCCAUCAGAACCAGACCUCAUCAGCUGACUCGUCCAAUGAGAAUUCCCCAGCAACUCACCCAGAUGAACAAGGUCAAGGUGAUGCUCUGCCACAGCACGAAGAUGAAGAACCUGCAUUUCCACAUACUGACUUGGCAAAGUUGGAUGACAUGAUCAAUAGGCCUCGAUGGGUGGUUCCAGUUUUGCCAAAAGGGGAAUUAGAAGUGCUUUUAGAAGCUGCUAUUGAUCUUAGUAAAAAAGGUCUUGAUGUUAAAAGUGAAGCAUGUCAGCGUUUUUUUCGAGAUGGGUUAACAGUAUCUUUCACUAAAAUUCUUAUGGAUGAGGCAGUGAGUGGCUGGAAAUUUGAAAUUCAUAGGUGUAUUAUUAACAAUACUCAUCGUCUAAUGGAGCUUUGUGUGGCCAAGUUGUCCCAAGACUGGUUUCCACUUCUAGAUCUUCUUGCUAUGGCCUUAAAUCCACAUUGCAAAUUCCACAUCUACAAUGGUACACGUCCAUGUGAAUCAGUUUCGACAAAUGCUCAAUGGCCUGAAGAUGAACUAUUUGCUCGUUCUUCAGAUCCUCGAUCACCAAAAUUGUUCUGUUAUUGGAAAUACAAUAUUGAAGUCGCCAAACCAUUUGGACAAUGCUAUGAGUUUCUCAGUCAAUAUACAGUGAGAAAAUACUUUCUUCCAGUUGUAGAAAUAGUUCCUCAGUUUUUAGAAAAUUUAACUGAUGAAGAACUAAAAAAAGAAGCAAAGAAUGAAACAAAAAAUGAUGCCCUUUCGAUGAUCAUUAAAUCUCUGAAGAAUUUGGCUUCCAGAAUUCCAGGACAAGAAGAAACUGUAAAAAAUUUAGAAAUUUUUAGGUUGAAAAUGAUACUCAGGUUGUUGCAGAUUUCUUCUUUUAAUGGAAAGAUGAAUGCACUGAAUGAAAUUAACAAAGUGAUAUCUAGUGUAUCAUAUUAUACUCAUCGGCAUGGUAAUCCUGAGGAGGAAGAGUGGCUGACAGCUGAUCGAAUGGCAGAAUGGAUACAACAGAACAAUAUCUUAUCCAUAGUCUUGCGAGAUAGUCUUCAUCAACCUCAGUAUGUGGAAAAGCUAGAGAAGAUUCUUCGUUUUGUGAUUAAAGAAAAAGCUCUUACAUUACAGGAUCUUGAUAACAUCUGGGCAGCACAGGCAGGGAAACAUGAAGCCAUUGUGAAGAAUGUACAUGAUCUGCUGGCAAAGUUGGCUUGGGAUUUUUCUCCUGAACAACUUGAUCAUCUUUUUGAUUGCUUUAAGGCAAGUUGGACAAAUGCAAGUAAAAAGCAACGCGAAAAGCUACUGGAGCUGAUUCGUCGUCUUGCAGAAGAUGAUAAAGAUGGUGUGAUGGCACACAAAGUUUUGAACCUGCUUUGGAAUCUGGCCCAUAGUGAUGAUGUGCCUGUAGACAUCAUGGACUUAGCUCUCAGUGCCCACAUAAAAAUACUAGAUUACAGUUGUUCCCAGGAUCGAGACACACAGAAGAUCCAGUGGAUAGAUCGCUUUAUAGAAGAACUUCAUACAAAUGACAAGUGGGUGAUUCCUGCACUGAAACAGAUAAGAGAAAUUUGUAGUUUGUUUGGUGAAGCACCUCAAAAUUUGAGUCAAACUCAGCGAAGUCCCCAUGUAUUUUAUCGUCAUGAUUUAAUCAACCAGCUUCAGCACAAUCAUGCCUUAGUUACUUUGGUAGCAGAAAACCUUGCAACUUACAUGAAUAUUGUUCGACUGUAUGCUAGAGACCAUGAAGACUAUGACCCACAAACUGUGAGGCUUGGGAGUAGAUACAGUCAUGUUCAAGAAGUCCAAGAAUGGUUUAACUUCCUUAGGUUGGUUUUAAGCAAUUAG
This is a messenger RNA of Odobenus rosmarus divergens (Pacific walrus), 1926 nucleotides long. RefSeq names its product probable ubiquitin carboxyl-terminal hydrolase FAF-X-like. The record is from RefSeq and is a predicted model, not a curated record. Bases 1 to 1926 code for a protein of 641 amino acids. The transcript is spliced from 14 exons. Lineage: Eukaryota; Metazoa; Chordata; Mammalia; Carnivora; Odobenidae.